Oncorhynchus keta (chum salmon) is the source of this 2947-nucleotide messenger RNA. RefSeq names its product zinc finger protein 879-like. Gene Ontology annotation, cellular component: nucleus. Lineage: Eukaryota; Metazoa; Chordata; Actinopteri; Salmoniformes; Salmonidae. The record is from RefSeq and is a predicted model, not a curated record. The transcript has 4 exons. Gene Ontology annotation, biological process: regulation of transcription by RNA polymerase II. Gene Ontology annotation, molecular function: DNA-binding transcription factor activity, RNA polymerase II-specific; RNA polymerase II cis-regulatory region sequence-specific DNA binding. The coding region runs from base 329 to 1660 and encodes 443 amino acids.
CCACUCCAGCCAGCAGAUGGCGACGAGCGUCUUUCAGGUGAUGCUUCUAGCGUGACGUAUAAUGGACUGGACGGACGCUUCUUCAGGAACAACAACACGGAUACUAUUUCAACCAGGUCGGUAGCUUGCUCGCCAACAUAAAACUGAAAGAUUGACGUUUUCGGCCAUGUAAAUGUACAUUAGCUAAUCCCAGUGUUUAAAACACAUUUCAGUUGACGUUAACUUGAAUCUAAUGUGCUUGUUCAAUUUGCAAAUUUGUUAAAGAUUGAUACUGAGCCGAGCACUAGGCUAUUCGCUAAUGCUAACUAGCUAGCUAACAUCCCUGACCAUGAGCUCAUUAAACUACUCAUCCCCUGCUAAAGAAGUGGAUGUCUGCUGUCCGGAGAAAGAAGCUCUGGCGCUGAACAUUGUCGUGAAAGACGAAGAGGAGGAUAUUACAGUGAAAGGAGAGAAAGAAGCUCUGGCGCUGAACAUUGUCGUGAAAGACGAAGAGGAGAAUAUUACAGUGAAAGGAGAGAAACAACCUUUCAGAAUGGAAGAGGAGGCUGUUAUAGGGAAAGAAGAGAAAGCAUACUCUUCCUCUCUAAAAGGUUCUAUCUCAGUAAAGGUGAAGGAGGAAGACGUUUUGGGAGUGAAAGAGGAGGAGACAGAAUAUCAGAUUAACACCAGAGAGAGACAUGACUAUCGUGGAUCCUCUGGGGAGCCUCAACAACAUCCUGAUGCUGACGAGACAGAGAAGAGUCUCUCCAGAUCAGAACACCAGAUGGACAACGCUAGCCCUUCCGCCCUCCCGGAGUCCCUGUGUCGUGCCUCUCCCGGUAGCACGUUACUGCUGGGUAUGAAGAGGUUGUCUGUGCUGCUGGUGGACUGCAGGAAAACAACAGGGCUGAGUGGAACUGUGAGAGGAGGAGAAGAGAAGAAAGGAUCAGAUUUGACACAUCAGAGAGGAAAACCAAACUUGGAGGAACCAAAGACCACCACAACAUCAAGACGACACCUCUGUUCCCAGAUCAAGUUAGGAAGCCUGAAAAGACCUGAGAGGACACACACAGGAGAGAAGCUGUACCAUUGCACCCAGUGUGGAAAUAGUUUUAGCCGGUUAGGAAGCCUCAAAGCUCAUGAGCGAAUACACACGGGAGAGAAGCCAUACCAUUGCGGCCAGUGUGGAAAGAGUUUUAGCCUGUUAGGAAGCCUGAAAGCUCAUGAGCGAAUACACUCAGGAGAGAAGCCGUACCAUUGUGGCCAGUGUGGAAAUAGUUUUAACCAGUUAGGAAACAUGAAAAGACAUGGGAGAAUACACACAGGGGAGAAGCCAUACCACUGCUCCCAGUGUGGAAAGAGUUUUACAGCGUUAGUUAAGCUGGAAGCUCAUGAGCGAAUUCACACAGGGGAGAAGCCUUACUACUGUUCCCAUUGUGGAAAGAGUUUUAACCAUUUAGUUAACAUGAAAAGACAUGAGAGGAUACACACAGGAGCGAAGCCUCACCAUUGCUCCCAGUGUGGAAAGAGUUUUAAGCGGUUAGACACCCUCAAAGAUCAUUUGCGAAUACACACAGGGGAGAAGCCUUUCCGUUGCGCCCAGUGUGGAAAGAGUUUUAGCCGGUCAGGAAGCCUGAAAGAGCACGAGCGAAUUCACACAGGUGAGAAAUCUUACCACUGAUCCCAGCGUGCAAUGUGUUUUUACCCAAUUAGGACACCUGAAAGAAGACAUGAGACCGCACACGGGGGAGAAGCCUUACAAAUGUUCAGACUGGGGGGAAGGCUUUUUACUCAUCAGUAGCGUAAAAAACAUGUGUGAAUCCACACAGGAGAGAAUAAUGACUUCUCCUACUGGGCUAAGCUGAUAUGACGGCUUGGUGGACAAAGGGAAGAGGAUGAAUCCUGAAGAGGAUUUUUUUUUAGGAGGGGCUUUUAUUCUAAACAAUAGGAUAGGCGGUUCCAUGACGCCAGAUCUUGUCUGUGCCCUCGGGGACCAAUGACUUAGUUACACUUUUAAAGGAAUACAAUUCUCUCACAUUGAAGGUUUAACAUCACAUUACAUCAUUUCAUAUAUAGUUGCAUCUUUACUCAUUCAUUUUAUACAAGAAUUAGAUGCAAACCCCAUAAUUGAGAAAUGUACACAUUGAGACAUAGUUAUGUGUUUCCAGUCCUCUCUAAGGUCACCAAAUGAAACACACUCAACAUAACUGUCCCUUAAGUGUCCACAGACCCUUCCCACACUCUCAAAGGUGGACAUAUAGUUUAAUUUUGCCAUUUUGGGGAUUUAGGAGUUCGGCCAUGUGAAUUCCUUUGUUCACUCUGUGGUCUCUCUCUGUAUGAAAAGGGGGCGGGAGUCUCCGCCAGGUAGUUACGACCUGAGAUAACAGAACCUGGUUGUAGGAGAGGGGGAAGCCACAAUCUAUACCCAGAAAAGGCCACAUCGUGACAAUAUGGAGCAUGUCAGUUUGAAUAUAAUGUAAAUCAGUUUUCUUGUGUUCAAAUGUAGGAUAGAUCAGAUUCCAUGUGUUUAAAUGGUCAUUUUUUCAACUCUGACUGUGUGUUUAUCUGGGUGUGUCAUUCCUCCAGCACUACAGAUAAUCAAGUGAUAUUUGGAUGUGAUGCAUUAGUUCCAUUGUUGACAUUUGCAUUGUUGGCCCACUGAUGAUUUAAUGAAAUGAAAAUGUUCAGACUCUGUAAUGGAAAAUGUUAGUUGUUUGUGUGUCCACAACUGAGUAUGUGACUAACCUUGUGAAACUGUCCUAUUAUAAGCUCCUGUUCUUGGGAGUAUCAUCCUGUGUUGCAAAUCAAUUUACACCUGUGUCCUUGUAUGAAUAAAGUCCCUCCCAGGAACAGGAAACUAUAAAGAUAUGUGCUCAUCACUCAAUGCUUCAGGAAUUCAGACUGUCUACACUGCGCUGUGUAACUCUGUUAUUCUCUCUGAGCUCAGAAAUAAAGAAUCUUGGUUUGA